UUGGGGAACAUAUCAAUUCUUGCUUCAAUGUGUGACAGAGUCAAGAGAGGGGUCUUUUCAGAAAUAGAUAGAAAAUGAACAUGAUCAGGACAUCACUCACAUGAAAUUAUUGAAGAGGGCAGUAUGAAGAAAUGAAUUAAUCAUGGCUUACAACAUCCCAGAAAAUAUGAACAUAGGGAUUUACACGGGGCAGCCAUUGCCCCAGAACAUUAUGAUAGCCCAGCACAAUCCACAGGGCUCAUCUCAUACUCAGUCUCUUGGCUUACCCACACGCUCAAGUGAGCUGCACUCGGUAUCAACGACCCACUUCACUCACACCAAAACACCAGGGUACAUAAUGGUUCCCACUAACAGUAUCCCACGAACAACUCUGAAAACCAGCACCACUAGUUCUGAAACCAAGCUCAUGAAACCUCAGAUUCUGGAAAAAAUGAGAGCAUUGAGAGACAGGGGAAAGUACUGUGAUCUGGCCAUUGAUGUGAAAGGAGUCCGAUUUCAUGCUCACCGAAAUAUAUUGGCCGCUUGGAGUCCAUACUUUGAUUGCCAGCUUCUAAGCGAGAAUAAUGUGAUGAGGGAUCUGUUGAUUGUGAAUUAUGACAGUUACGAGGUCUUCUCGGAUUUGUUGGACUUUCUAUACUCUGGUACAAUUGCUCCCAGGGAGACGAAUUUUCUGCAGCUUCUUCACUUGGCAGUGAGCUUUCAGAUAGAUCUUCUGAAACACUACUGUGAAGAAUUUUUGAGAAGUAACCUACAUUUGGGAAAUUUUCUGAGCACCUAUUUCUUGUCCAGAAAGUACAACCUGAAGUCCUUGGAGGAGUUCAUUGUAAGCUUUAUCCAGGCAAACUUAUCUGAUGUUGUGAAACAGAAUGAAUUCCUAACUCUUCCAGCAGAUCGCUUCAAUGCAAUUCUAUCAAAAGGCUACAUGGUGGAUCUCAAGCCCGAAAUCAAACUCUUCCUUAUCAUAAGCUGGGUGGGGUACGAGGUUCGAGAUCGGGAGUGUUUUCUCAUCCAGCUGUUGAGGCAUAUUGAUUGGUCGAUCGUAGCAAGUGAUUUCCUGCUGGAAAUUAGCAGAACGGAGAACUUUUUUACAACCCACGAAUCAAGUCUCUAUCUGUUGUUGCAGACAUUGUACAGCUCUGGUAUAUCACUUGGUCCAUACACAGACCAUUUUCCGAGCCUUCGCCAAACUUACUCACACAUGCUUAAUGAUAUGGUCAUAGCGGGCUUAAUUGAGGCAUACGAAGAAGAAUUUUACCCAGUUACUGCGUCUGGAGUUUGUACCAAGUUUCUAAGGUCAGAUGCUUGCGUGGGCACAGAUAACUAUUACCAUACAACAAUGGAGGUUGAAAAGACAUGGGAGGAAUUACGAAGUGCUGUAUUUAGCCCAUCUACCCAACAAACCAACAUCUAUGAAAGACAAAUUCAUGAGGUGGAAAAAGAAAACAAAUUGCACUAUCAAAAUCAAGGUUUUAUGCAACAGACAGUUGAAAAUUUUCAUGUUGAAGAGGAAAGCAAAUCUCAAAGGAAGUUUGUUGAGGAAGAAAGCAAGUCUCAUAAACGAAAAGGGAAACCUCGCCGAAAAGGGGCAUCAACAAGGUCACCAGAGAGAGAAGCCGUCAUGGAGAAAAAUGUCAAAAUCUCCCCAAGGAGAGGAAAGAGAUCAAUUCAUGUCCAGGAGGUUGUGGAUGAAGAAAGGGACAGGGGAUCAUCCAGGAAAAGACGUAGAUUUUCUAGAAGAGGAAGAAGAUCUGUGAAGAGAGAACCAGAGCCUGUUUCAGAGAGUGACGAAGAUGAGGCAGAAGGAGAGGAAGAGGAGCAGCAAACAAAAGCUGCAGAAAAUCCAGAGGAUGAAAACGAGGAGGAAAAUGAAAAUAUUGUUAAUGAAGACCAGGAAGAGGAUGAGAAUGAAGAAGAAGAAAAAGAUGAAGAAGAUGAGAAUGAUGGAGAGGAAGAUCAGGAAGAUGGGGAGGAAGAAGACAAUCUCGGUAACACAGGUGCAGAUUACGAGGAUCCAGAAAUGCUGGCUGAAUCGGAAGAAGAAUGGGUUCCUGAGGAAGAAAGAAAACCAGAAACCAAAGAAAGAAGUAUCAGGAGAUCCAGCAGACCAGCCAAGCCUUCCAGUCGGGCCCAGAAGAAGAAAUACCCGAGGCUAGGACCGUCGAGGCUAGCAUCGAUACAUCCUAGUAGAAAGAAAAUCCAAAACAAGGCAACAAUACAGUGUGACCUUUGUGAAUAUGAAACAGACACUAAAGCAAGACUUGAAACUCAUGUAAAGCGUAUUCAUGAAUGUCACAUGACCUACAAAUGCAUGCUCUGUAACUACUCAACAAAAUGGAACAAAGGAUUUACUGAUCACCUGAAAAAAGCCCAUUUCCGAGGUCCUCCAUUUAAAUGUUUAGAAUGUGACUUUACUGACAAGAAGCUGCAUGUAGUCCUGGCACAUAGAAGUAAGCAUGUUGUGGAUCGCCCGCAUGCUUGUGAUUUCUGUGAUCAGCGGUUCAAAACCAGAAACAAUGCGCUGGCUCACAUAAAAGUUCAUUCAGGACUGAGGCCAUUUGAGUGUGAUAUUUGCCACAGAACUUUUGCCACAAAGAACACAAUGGAGCAACACAUGGUGACACACAGCAGUGACAGGCCUUACUUGUGUGAUCAGUGUGGCUUCUCCUCAAAGUUCCAGUCUCACCUCAUCUCUCAUAAACGAAUACACACAGGUGAUCUGUAUCCAUGCAGCUAUCCACAGUGUACCUACAGAACUCCAAAGAAAAGUCAGUUGAAAUGUCACAUGAAGAGCCACCUCAAUAUCCGCCAACACAUUUGCACCACAUGUAACAAAGCCUUCAUUGAGAAAAGCCAUCUAGUCCGACACCAAAAAAUCCACCUGAACGAAAAACCCUACCAAUGUCAAGAAUGUGACUACAAGACAACUCGCCCUGAUAAGAUGAAGGAGCACUUUGCAAAGCAUCAUGGUCCAGAGCCUUCGGUGAAAACGCCAUACAAACAGAGGAAGCCACGAACCCGUAAGGUUAAGCAUGCACCACCUUCGUUCCCGCAUUUCGAUCAUGCUGCCUACACAAUGCCCCCCGCUCAAGUACAGGGUCAGGGUGAUCACGGAGCGUACACCAUUCAGGACAAAGAUCCUCCAAGGCAGUCGGAUUUCAAUUCCUUCAUUCAAGACAUUCGCAUGCAUCUUGCCGAGAACAGCAAUGGCGGAAAUAUGGAAGGCAUGACAAUUGUCAAUGUUCCCAUCAUGGCUGACCAGAUAGUAGAUGCUGCUGUGGGGAACAAUAGAUUGAACAUUGCUGAUGCCCCACAGAAUUCUGCCCCUACUUCCACUGCAAUGACGAUAAUUCAUGAUGAACACCAGGCAUAUGUAGCUCACCACAGCAUACAGCAACCAAAUACCACUUUACAACAAAACAUGGUGCAAGGCCAGAACCAGGACUAUGGGGGACUUGGUGCUUUCAUGGCACUGUUUUAGGACACUGAUUGUAUGAAACUUUUUUUUUAAAUAAAGGAAUGUCAUUAACUCCACCCAUUUUUUACCUCCCGUAUACCUCCUUAAAAAAUUGAAGGAAAAAACCUUGGAGCUAGUCAUUUCAUCAUGAAAUUAACUAACAAAUCAAGUACAUUGUAUUGGCACAUAAAAAUAUAGUUUUUCAUGAUCAGCAUUUGUAUAUGAAUUUGAUAUCAUGUUUGUAAUUGGUUGUAUAUUUAUUUGUUUAUGUAUGCAAUAUUCAUACAUGACCUACCAUAGUAUUUAAUUAUUAAAUAUA
Saccostrea cuccullata (small rock oyster) is the source of this 3773-nucleotide messenger RNA. RefSeq lists its product as uncharacterized. Gene Ontology annotation, cellular component: nucleus. NCBI's taxonomy places the organism in Eukaryota, Metazoa, Mollusca, Bivalvia, Ostreida, Ostreidae. The record is from RefSeq and is a predicted model, not a curated record. The transcript has 5 exons. Gene Ontology annotation, biological process: regulation of transcription by RNA polymerase II. Gene Ontology annotation, molecular function: protein binding; DNA-binding transcription factor activity, RNA polymerase II-specific. Bases 143 to 3478 code for a protein of 1111 amino acids.